This is a messenger RNA of Bemisia tabaci, 1444 nucleotides long. The record is from RefSeq and is a predicted model, not a curated record. Lineage: Eukaryota; Metazoa; Arthropoda; Insecta; Hemiptera; Aleyrodidae.
UCGUUUCAUUGUUAUGAAUGAAGCAUUGGAGUACCUCGCGAUUCACAUAAGUAAAUGGUCAACUCAUGGUCAUGUGUGCUACGUUUCUGUGACUAGGUCUUUUAUUUGCAGUUUAUUUUAGCUCGUGAAACCUUAACGUUCAAAAUGCUGCAGUUUGAUUGUAGACUGCAACUCUUCGCAGCCAUUUGUUUCGUCGCUGUCCUUAGCUCCGUCAAGUGCGAUGGAUCUGAUAAGGAGAGUGCGGCUAACUCUCCAUCUCAAACACACGCUGAACCAGCUCAAUCUGGAGCUCAGUCUCAAAGCAAUGGAACUGAGCCACUUUUUUUAGGAGAAAUACACUCUGAAGCUAGAAUGAUGAAUGGAAGUAUCGAAACACUAGCCAACGGAUCACUCCUGGUGAAGACAGUUACAAUGGAUUGUGUUGAUGGAGAUUGCUCCAAAAGAUUAAGCCAGCGGGUUCUUUCUGGUGAGGAAGGUCCGGAGGAAAUCGGCGAAAUCCCACUUCUUGAUCAGCCAGCGGUGAAUCGUUAAUUGUACUUUGAAUCGGCGAGUAAUACAUUACAACUAGACUAAGAUAAUAAAAAAGGAAAACAGUCACAUUUGCAACAAAAAUCAAGAGUUACACGUGUUUUUAACUUGCAUCAUAUCAAAUUUUCUCCUGCUAACUAACCAAGCAUGAACAUAGAGCUCAUUUUUUUAUUACGUAUAACUUAAAGAACUCCACGCAGAAACCCAUUUAUACACAUUUUAUCCUAUUUUGAACUAAAUGAGGUCACUUGUUUCCCGCUUUUCAGUGCGUUCAGUCCAAUUCUCUCAUGAAAAAAUGUUAGUUACCAUAUGUAUUGUACGUACUUUCCUCCAGUGAACGCAUUACCAACCCUUUCCGAGACGGUUAAUUUUUUCCCGUUCUUAAUCCACAACAUAUACAUAGUUCACACGCGUAAGCUUCUGAACUUGUGUUAUUUUCAUUUUUUUUUUUUUUUUUUUUUUUUUUUUUUUUUUUUUUUUUGCAAUACAGCUGAAAAUAUGCUUCAUUUUUGAGACAGAAAGCUGUGAGCAAACACAACAUCUACUUCCUUCGUCCACUGAUUGCAAUUUUUGAGCACUCGAAGAAAUCCAAAUUGAGCCUGAGGACGCAUGUUAAGUGAGAAAUGCAUGUCAAUUUCUCAUGUGACCUUUAUAGAAAUCACUAAAAUUUAGCCUUUAUUUUUCUUCUAUCUUCUUCCGUUCAUUUUCUCAUUUGUUUCAUUAAACCUUGUCAGUUGAUUGGCCUCCAGCGUUAUCACUAUAAUAUUGUCAAAACUGCAAACAAAGUCAGCUAGAGACAUGAUUUUAUUGUAACUUACCGCCGGGUUGAUUUUGCAUAUGCCCUCUUACUUGUUGAAUUAUUUUAAUGUUUCUUGAUUUUAAUAAACAUCUAUUCUUCUUGAAUAAGUCAAAAUCA